ACGGGAAGGGGCGGAGUCUGCAGCUUGACAACACGGAAGAGAAGAUGACCGCGGGUCCGUGACCGAGCUCCGGAGACUCAUGGGCUCCACAGCAGCUGCUCCGCGCGCUGAAAGAUGCUCAUCACGCUGUGCUACAUCUACCUGUGGCUGCGCUUCCAGAGACACUACACGGCCGUGAUCCGCAGCGCGUUACACCGCCUCAGCGCCGGACACCGCAGCUUCACCUUCAGCGCGCUGCACCCCGAGAGACUGGAUCUGCCCCGCGAGCACGCGCUCUUCCUCAGGCUCGGAGACAGAGUCAUCUACAUCACCGAGCCGCAGGCGUGUAUUGACCUCAGUAAGUGGACACUGUUGGGCUCUUCACUAAUUUCUGGUCAGCGGCUAGAAAGCAUCGCCUUCAUCAUACAGGCCACAUCAAGACCAGCUCCAGCGUCUCCAUACAGGACCACUGAGAGAGUGCUGAACUGGUCAGAUUACUGUCUGCCGUUAGCCUACAGUCCAGGACAGCCGUACCGGGCCAUCGCUGAAGCCAGCCUGGAGAACUUCAGCCGCCUCGGUGUGGCUUUUAUGGAAGAUCGUCUGCACAUGGGCAACGGGCUCCGACCUGAAAAGAUCGUUUCCGUGUUACUCCGAGAGACGGCGCUCCAAGAGCUGUUCGAGCAGCAGCAGGAUCAGGAUCAGGAUCAGGAGCAUCAUCAGGAGGAGCCGGAGCUCCCGUCCCGACACCAGCACAUGGACGGACACCACCUGCACCUCUCCAGCUGCCACGAGUGUCAGGAGCUGGAGAACAGCACCAUCCUGUCUGUGAAGUACGCCUCCGUGGAGAACAUCCCGGAUCUGCCGGAUGACUGCACCGCUGCGGAUGAGGAGGAGGAGGAAGAGGAGGAGAGCAGGAGGAGGAACAGCAGCGGGAAGCCGCCCAACGUGCUAGUGUUCACGGGCGGCUGCGAGGAGCAGUUCCUGAAGAUCCGCUCGCUCCUGGUGGAGUGUGUGGACACGGACUGCUACGCCAUCUACCACCUGCGUCCACAGCAGGCCCUGAGCGAGCCCUGGCUGGACAACACCCUGCUGCUGGUGCUGGCCACUGACCAGACGCUCACCCCACAGCUGCAGCUGCGCUUCCUGUCCUAUCUGAGCCAGGGCGGGAAGCUCCUGGGCCUGUCGUCCUCGCUGUGUCCCGCCGGACUCACGCUGCGGCCCGGAGACACACAGAAGGACCACCUCUGCAGCCUGACCUUCACCAAGUCCGACAGCACGGAGCUACAGAUGAGUGUGUUGUCCAGCGGGAGCGUGUUUGUACGGGACGGAGCCGGAGUAGGAGACGUGGAGCUCUGGGGCGAGAUCAGUGGCCGGGACGAGAGGGAGAUGGCCAUCGUGCGUGUGACCCACGGAGCGGACAGCGGGGAGGCCGUCCUGUGUCAGGUGCGUUUGGAAACAGCUCCGGAUGCCCAUGAUGCACAAGGCUUCUCCGAGCUGAAGAUGAGCAACGGCCGGCGCUACGAGGUUCUGACGGAGAUCCUGACGUCUCUGGGUCUGAGCUGUGAGCUGAGUCAGGUGCCGUCACACAGCCCCAUCUACCUGCUCAGCACAGACACGGAGCAGACGGGCCUCUUCCUGAGCUGGCUGCGGGCGCAGGCGGGUGAUUCGGGUGUUCUGCGGAGCGUGGAGGGGGAUCUGAAGGUGGUGUGGGCCGGAGACGAGUCGGUGGAUGUGUGUGAGGGUGAGCGUGUGUUACACACUGAGCCGCCCGAGAGCUUCUCUCAGCUCUUCAGCCUGCAGACGUACACACAUCACCUGCAGACGCAGCGGCUGGGCCGGACCGUCCUGUACGCAGACAUCACCUCCAGCACCAUGGACCUGCUGCAGGGGUACGUCAGCUCAUUUACUGCUCCAGUGAGCUCUCAGCGCUGACGGGGAACUAAUAGAGGCGUGUGUGUGCGGCGCUGAGCAGGUGGAAGCCAUUAGAGCUGUCAUAACGUUUGAGUAAUGUACGGCGGAGCGCGGCUGGAGUGAUUGGGAGUGACAGUGUUGUCAUUAGCUCUGGAAGGUAACCAGAAACAUCUACAGUUUGAUUUCCCCUGGCCUGAUUAUCAGACUAAUUUCCAGAUGUCCCCUGUUGGUCUCUGAUGAAGUGCUAUUAUUGUAGUAUGAGAGUCCUGAGUGUGCGGCGUGUCAGACAGGAAGUUCAAAACCGCGAGCUCAGAUCACGUGCUCACAGCUGCACAAUGAGCUCACUGCAUUUAUUAUUACUCUUCUGCUCAUUAUUAAUAUUAAUAGUGCUGUUAGGAUUAUUAUUGUGCUGUUUUGAUGAUCAGUAGAGCACUGGAUAUAGAGGCUUGAUUCAUCUGAACUCUGGAAGAUCAGGAGGGUUAUGAGAGGAGUGUGUGUGUGUGUGUGUGUGAGAGUGUGUGUGUGUGUGUGUGUGUGAGACGAGUGUUAGCGCUCUGUUUGAGCAGCACACAGUAAUAAUGGGCGGUCAGAGACUCUCACACAGGUCUCAAACAGAGCAGAAUCUCAGUGACCCCGUGACCCAUGACCCCGUGACCCCGUCACCUCUCUCUCUCUCUCUCUCUCUGAAGCUUCACUCUGAAGAUCCAGACCUGUUUAGGCUGUGAACUUUUCUUUUACUGGUUUAGAACAAGUCUUUUAGAUGAACAAUACAAACAUUUAUCCUUGUUUUUUCACCAAAACUAUUCUGACAUUUAAUCCUGCAAAAUAAAAGUCAGGAAAAUCUUAA
Carassius gibelio (silver crucian carp) is the source of this 2737-nucleotide messenger RNA. RefSeq names its product holocarboxylase synthetase (biotin-(proprionyl-CoA-carboxylase (ATP-hydrolysing)) ligase) (gene hlcs). The coding region runs from base 115 to 1911 and encodes 598 amino acids. The transcript has 6 exons. Lineage: Eukaryota; Metazoa; Chordata; Actinopteri; Cypriniformes; Cyprinidae. The record is from RefSeq and is a predicted model, not a curated record. Gene Ontology annotation, molecular function: biotin--[biotin carboxyl-carrier protein] ligase activity. Gene Ontology annotation, cellular component: cytoplasm.